This is a messenger RNA of Aphanomyces invadans, 869 nucleotides long. RefSeq lists its product as hypothetical. The record is from RefSeq and is a predicted model, not a curated record. Gene Ontology annotation, molecular function: actin binding. NCBI's taxonomy places the organism in Eukaryota, Oomycota, Saprolegniomycetes, Saprolegniales, Verrucalvaceae. The transcript is spliced from 2 exons. The coding region runs from base 10 to 705 and encodes 231 amino acids.
CAAGACAGGAUGGGGCUGCCUCCAGGAUGGAAGGCGUACAAGACGGCUGACGGCAAGGAAUACUACUACAAUGAAGAAACCAAAGUGACGCAGUGGGACCGCCCCAAAGCACCAACAUCGUCGGCCGCAAUGUCGUCGGGAAAGACGACGUCGUCCGAUCCAGUGUUGACUCGUCCAUUGGGAGGUGGCGGAGGUGACCGUGGCGGCCUCUUGGCGCAAAUUGCCCAAGGCACCAAACUCAAAAAGACAGUAACGAGAGAAAGCUCCCCUCUUGACGCGGUCAAGGCGUCGUCAUCCUCGUCAUCAUCCUCAUCCAGUAGUUCCGGAGGUGGCAAUCCUCUCUUUGCAGCUAUCGCGCAAGGAGCCGCUGGACUGAAAAAGACGACUCAUCGGACGCCGUCGAUCCGCGCCAGCGAACAACCCAGUCCCACGGAAUCGUCAACAUCGUCUGGAGGAUUUGCCGAAAUCAUGCGAAAGAAUCGCGAAGCUGCAGCGAAAAAAGCUGGAUCUACUGACGCACCCAGCACAAGGAGUGGCAACCUCAGUCCGGUGCCGCAGUCAUCGCUCUCAGAAGCGGCGUCCGUGGUGCGGCAAUCACUGGCGUCCAUGGCUCCAGCAUCUUCGUCUGGCGAGUUCGCGGACCAGUUGACCCGAAUCGAAGCCAAACUGGACAAGCUUUUAGCUCACUUGAACAUUGCUGAUUGAGCAUAACGCCAGUGAAAUAGAUGAUGGUCGGCUGUCAUGCGCUCACUUGCUACCACGUAAGUCUACAUCUCGACUGUCCACUCGAUGACUGAGUUCGAUUGGAUUUACAUGCUAUUCAUGUGUGUCCUACGAACUGGUUUGGCAUGCAUAAUGCAGCAAGGUUC